AUCUAAUUUAACUAAGGUUAUGUGGUUUUGGUUUUAAAAAGUAUUUCUUUGCUUCUAGUUUGUCCAAUUGUCCUAUUUCAUUUUAACUUUACAUUUAAUAAAAUACCUAUAUAGUUGUGAACUGUUUAUUGAACUCAUAAUCUUUUGUGGUAGGCAUCUAUCGUUAGUGAUUAAAUUUGUGGAUUUGUUGCAAAUAUCUAGGUAACAAAUUUGUAUGACGCUCCAUAGUAAAUUUUGAACAAGCAAUUAUUGGUGUCUAAACCAUGCAAACCGAAGAGAAACGCCCGAAACAAGCAGUUGAUUUGGCUUCUUUAGAGCCCAAUACAAGAGUUAAGCAGUUGGCGAACUAUGGUGCAAUGGUUGACGUAGACCCGAAUGUUCCACCGAGGAGGUAUUACCGAUCAGGCUUAGAAAUGGUCAGAAUGGCAAAUGUUUAUUUAACGGAAGGUAGUCUUGAAAAUGCGUACAUUCUGUAUAUAAAAUUCAUGACAUUAUUUCUGGAGAAGAUACGCAAGCACCCUGAAUAUGCAGCGGUGCCACCCUCCGUGAAGGCUGUAAAUCAGGCCAAACUAAAAGAAGUCAUGCCGAAAGCUGAAAAACUGAAACAAAAGCUGCUUGAUCAAUAUGCUAAAGAACAUGUUCUCUAUCAGGAAGAGGAAAAGAAGCGUGCAGCGGCAGAAGAAGAACGGAAAAAACAAGAACGAGAAGAUGCAAAACUGGCUGAACGCCUUCAAGCUGAUGAGAACAAAAAGGAUGCACACACAACUACACCACACCUGAUGCAUGCUGAACAAUGGGCGGUGUCGCCAUCGGUGCCCACGAUGGAUGGCGUGCGCUACCCAGAUGACUUUGCCAACGAGCCGCCGAGAGCGCCGUCGCAUCAUUACCAGCCCGUGCCGCCGCUCAUCCCACCCUCACGACCACAAGCUGGCAGUGCGAGCGUGGAGACGUUGUUCGGCGCGGCGCGGCUGCGCACGGUGCUGGUGCCGGCCGCGCUGCUGGCUCGCUUCCUGCGCCUCGCCGCCUCCAACACCGCGCGCAACGUCGAGACCUGCGGCAUCCUCGCCGGCAUACUGGAGCGCGACCAGCUGAAGAUAACACACGUGAUAGUGCCCAAGCAGACGGGCACGCCAGACUCGUGCAGCACCAACAAUGAGGAGGAGAUCUUCCACUACCAAGACCAACAGAAUCUCAUCACUUUAGGGUGGAUCCAUACUCACCCGACACAGACGGCGUUCCUGUCGUCAGUGGACCUCCACACGCAGUGCUCCUACCAGCUCAUGAUGCCAGAGGCCAUCGCUAUCGUAUGCGCUCCUAAAUACAACGAGACUGGUUAUUUCGCAUUGACACCGGACUAUGGGAUGCAGUUCAUCACCAACUGUAGGCUGACCGGUUUUCAUCCACACCCUGACGAUCCACCUCUGUUCCAUACGGUAACACAUAUAAAGGUGGACGACUCCGCGCCCGUCGAGAUCGUUGACCUCAGGAGAUGAAGUCAAUCAUUCAAUUAACACAUACACUCUUCCAUCAAAGCUUGCGUUCACUCAUAGAAUUUUGACCAGCCUUAAUAACCUACAUAUUGAAAGAUUAUUUUGAGAAAAAAUAUGAUCACGAAACUAUUCAAGGAUACUCGACUAAUUUCAAGCGAUACUCGGGGCUCAUAACACAAAAUUUUGUGAUUUUCUCACUAGUAACCAAAUCUACUGACAUAGAUUAUGAAGACUGGUCGUUAGUUAGCUUUAUUAUAUCUGAAACUAAUGCUGUUCCAUACCAAGUAUUAUUGGAAUAAUUAUAGUGAUUUUCGUAUAGAGUUGUAUUAGACACGGAGUAUGUAAUAACUGGAGGGUUCAUUACUGUAUGAUGUGACAUGUUAAUAAGGUUGCCUUCUUUAUUGGUAAAAUGUAAUAUUUGGCGAUUUGACAUAAUUUUGUCAGUUACACAGUCUAUUCAGUGUAUACCCGCGCCCCGCUUACAUAGAAACUUUUUCAGAUUAGUUACUUUUAAAAAAAGGAACAUUAUCUAAUCUGAUUAAAAGUGAAUCACUCUAUUAAAGUGAAAUAAAAAGAUGUGUUUGAAGGCUAACUUGCUGCGGAUAUUUAAGCCUUUUUGUAUAACAAGAAUGACAGGUAUGUGUGUUAUAAUAUAAAGAAACUAGACUUGAUAGCAAAGAAACGGAGCCUCUAGCGGCUUUUCUUUUUAAUUUCUUGAUAAAUAUUUUAUGAUACAUAUAUUUUAUUAAUUUGUAACGUACCUUUAAAAUG
Messenger RNA from Spodoptera litura, 2261 nucleotides. Its product is annotated as STAM-binding protein-like A. The record is from RefSeq and is a predicted model, not a curated record. NCBI's taxonomy places the organism in Eukaryota, Metazoa, Arthropoda, Insecta, Lepidoptera, Noctuidae. Gene Ontology annotation, molecular function: K63-linked deubiquitinase activity; metal-dependent deubiquitinase activity; protein binding. Gene Ontology annotation, biological process: protein K63-linked deubiquitination. Gene Ontology annotation, cellular component: endosome; membrane.